Molecule: messenger RNA, 1008 nt
Organism: Lymnaea stagnalis (great pond snail)
Lineage: Eukaryota; Metazoa; Mollusca; Gastropoda; Lymnaeidae
Source: the annotation of a GenBank genome assembly
UUCAUGCCGCCUUACUCGGCGCUCCACGAGUUCUACGAAUUCUUCCUCGAGUUCCACGGCUACGCCAGCAUCAUCGUCUGCGUGUUCGGGAUCCUCACCAACGUCCUGAACAUCACGGUGCUCAUGGCGAAGGACAUGAGGACCGCCACGAACCACCUGCUCACGUUCAUCGCCGUCUCGGACAUUCUGACCAUGCUGCCGUACAUCCCGUACCUCAUCCACUUCUAUUGCCCCCCGACCGACCCCUCCAACCACCCGUGGAAUUUUUCCUACAGUUGGAUCGUAUACAUGCUCGUCAUCGUCAACCUCCUGGCCACCACCCACACCAUCUCCAUUUGGCUGGCCGUGGCGCUCGCCGCCUUCCGCUUCAACCAGAUCCGCUCGACGUGCCCCCGCGGUCCCCUCGCGAAGGAGAGGCGCAUCCGUCAGGUGAAAAUGGCGGCGGCGAUCAUCUAUAUCUCCUCGGUCGUCGUCAUGAUCCCGAACUACCUCUCCAACGAGAUCGUGAAGAUCUCCAUCAACAAGAACAUCAACGUCUCGGCGUUCGGGCUCAAAGAAGUCAAUCUCGGCUCGCCGGAAGUCGAUUGGAAUAUAUUGAUCAACGUGCUCACCUACGCCUUCCUGGCCAAGAUCCUGCCGUGCAUCCUCAUCCUAAUCUUCAGCGGUUCCCUCCUGUAUCACAUGGGGAUCAAGGCCGCCCGGCGACGGCAGAGGCUCUCGGCGUCGUGCCAGCAGAUCAAAACGACCCGGAUGCUGCUCGUGGUGCUGGUGAUGUUCAUCUUCACCGAGCUCCCCCAGGGCGUUCUGACGGUCCUCAGCGCCCUGGUGCCCGACUUCUACCACCACGUCUACUACCCCAUCAGCGACCUGAUCGACUUCGUGUCCCUGGUGAACAACGCCAUCAACUUCGUGCUGUACUGCGUCAUGAGCCAGCAGUUCCGGGAGAAGUUCUUCAGCAUCUACAUCAGGCCGAUCUGCGAGCGGAGGAGGGCGAUGGUGACGUCAAAC